CAUCAGCACACAGAGCUAUCAUCUACACGCCAUCUCUCUGCCCGCGGUUAUGUUCACUACUACUCUCAAGAGCACCAAGCACACCUGUAUCCUCGCCGUCUGCAUUUUCCUCACCGUCGCCCACCUCUUCGCGUCGGCUGCCUUCUCGAUUCUCCAUCGGCUUCUCUUCUCUAGCAACACUUCCUCAACGUACUUGGCCAAGUCUCGGAAGUCUACCCACCGAGACUUUGAAGCCACUCGGCCCAAGCAAACCAAACCUACGCCGACACCCUCCGCAGAGGAUGCCAACCACAGUACGCCCAAGCUCAAAUCUCAGAGCGACAUCAGCCGGGAGAUUCAGGAAGUCAAAGCUCGCGCUCUCUCUCAGCGGAAUCUUCUUCAGCGCUUGAUGACCGGCGACAGCGUCUCACCCGGGGCUCACUCCUGUAUUGACAGCGGCGACAACAGCGACGAGGAGCUGGCACUAUCCAGCACAGCCAGCGCCCGCCCUCGCAAUAAGUUCAACCACGACCUGCAGGACAUCAAGGCUCGUGCUCUGGCUCAGCAGUCUCUGCUCCGAGGUCUCAUGGCCGGCGACGACUCCGCGAUGGAGAGGCUUCGGGAUCUUAGGCCCAGGGCUGACACCCGCGCAUAUACCCACCGCAUCUCCACGGCAUUUCCUCGGCUCCGUCUUGUGUUUUCAGACGGUAAGGAGACCGAGGACCAGCGACUGAUCUACGCCGUCGGAUCCAGACCCCUUGGUGCCUCGGCUCCUGCGACUGAAGGUCAAAACCGAUGACGACAAAAUCCUUCCUUAUCGAUGGUGACUGCACGCGCCCAGGGUGACGACGGCGACAAGUUUGUGUUUAGACUGGGAAUAUCUCCUUUAUCUCUUUGGGUCUCCGUCUUUGGCACAUUGUACUCUAUCUACCUCUGCGUAUAUGCGUGGAUAAUCUAAACCUCACCUAAUUGUAUCAUCAUCUCAAUUAAUCUCGAGCUCAGGCUGACUCGACUCUACUUCGCGCGCGCCUAUGCUUUGAGAAAGGCCUGAUGCUG
Messenger RNA from Coniophora puteana RWD-64-598 SS2, 1035 nucleotides. RefSeq lists its product as uncharacterized. Lineage: Eukaryota; Fungi; Basidiomycota; Agaricomycetes; Boletales; Coniophoraceae. Bases 50 to 778 code for a protein of 242 amino acids. The record is from RefSeq and is a predicted model, not a curated record. The transcript has 2 exons.